CAGAAGAUCAGUCAUCACCUAAUUUGGUAAUAAUCAGAACAAUGCUGAGGCGAAAUAUGCGGAUUUAAGACGUUUACGCCCCCGUGGAAUCCCAGAGAGACUUUUGCGCGCGGAGGGGGAAGGGAGACAGCUUGUGAGGGUUGGGAACCGGUGAGGUGCCGAGACCUGUCGCUGUCGUGCACUGCUGGACCUCGUGCCUGAUCUAAACACUACCUGCGCAACUGUAAACAACAAAAUUCAACUUCCUCCUCCACAUUUCCGCGAGGGAUCAGAAGUCUCCAGGCUUACACAACUAACGAAAUGCACCGAGGACAGCGCCAAGGACGCUUAAUCAGCACAUAAAAGGUACACUAGUAAAGGACUACACACACUGCCUGAGGAGUGUACUCUGAAACUGGAGACAUUACCGCAGACUUACACGAACUCCGUGUAAUGAAUACUACUUUCCAAUUCCACUACCAGACGUCGCAAGAAAAGAACACUAGUUGCGGUUCAUCCCUUAGUGAAGAACGCCAAAGCCUACAGACGAAAUGCCGAGAGACACAGGCCAGGGAGAAGACAAAGGGCAGGGAGACAACACGCCCCGGGCACUGCUCGGCAAAGGUGAACAAGGCGCCGAAGGCACAGCAUGCAGACUGCAAAGCUCUGUCACUCUGGAUUCAUCUGGAGAACUUUUCAUAGACGAGGAUAUGGAUGUGACUACUAUGAACGACACGUCACAGAUGGGUGGAAAUCUGGACGGAACAGCUGAAGUAACGGACAAGGGGCAACCACCUGCAGGCGAAAUGUCUGCCUCUUCUACCGUGAUGGCAUUUGAAGGCUUUUUUAAUAUCAUCGAUCCGAUUCCUGCAGACGACAGGGUCCAAAACUCCUCCAUGCAAGCAACGCCAUCAAAUAGGGCUGCUUUUAAGGAAAGACCGUACGAAGAGUAUCUGAAUCUCGGCAACCGUGCUCUGGAGAAUGGCGACCUGAACUCGGCAGAGACGAACUUUGCGGCAGCGCUACGGCUUAUUCACGAACCAAGUAAACCUGUGCUUCACGCAGAGGCCCACUGUCUACAAAGGCUCGGUGACGUGUACAAAGAACGAGGCAAACGGACAAAGAACGGAGGAGUCUUCAACCAAUCGGCGGCUUUGUACAAUGCAGCCCUGGCUAGAACGGAGGACGAAGAAUCCAAACAAAACUUACUGAGAGUUCGGAAUGAGGUAGAGCCACUGUUUCUCUCACACACGGCAAACAUAGGUCUGGAGCCGACCUGGCAUCAUGUCGUCAUAGAUCAUAAGAAGGAGUUGGACGACAUGCGACGCCAUAUGAUGCACCAGUUGGACGCCAUUCACAAGGAGUACAAUCCGUACCAGUACCACGAGGACGAUCCAGCUGCGAGAGAAGUGGAGACACUACGAGCUAACGCGAUCAGGGAUCUGUUCAAGACCGUUGCCAGAGACAGGCAGAGGCUUCUUCAAGUGCUCGUCGAGGAGUGCAUCACAGAACUCGGCCCUCCUCCCUGCAGGUACGCCCUCAUUGCCGUGGGGUCCCAAGCGGCAGAACUUGCCACGCUAUAUUCUGAACUAGACUUCGCCAUUCUAAUUGAGGAAGGGAAGGACCAUCAUGAUACACAGUGGUACUUUCGUAAGUUGUCGUGGUAUCUACACCUUAAGGUUAUCAAUCUGGGGGAAACCACUCUCCCAUCGCUGGCUAUCACCAGUCUAAACGACUACCGGAAUGAAGAUCCAACCAAGAACUGGUUUCUAGACUUUGUAACACCUCCUGGAUUUGCCUUCGACGGCUAUCUAACCAAGAACCCUCCAGUCACCAUCACAAACGACACAGACACCAGCCCACUUGGUUGUCUCAUCCUGACACCUACAAACAUGGCCGAACUACAACAUCGCUGUGUCUUAGUUCGGGAAGGACAUUGCCUCUCAGACGUCCUGAGAAGAGUAGCAUACUUGGCAGGAGGGCAGGAUUUGGUGGAUGAGUACGUCAACAGACUGAAGAGUACACCCGAGCCAUGUGAACGCCAAGCCAGACUGCUCGGGAGGCUGUCGUCGCCGGAUGAGAUUCACCAAAUCGACACUAGUUUGGACAAAGCACGUCUUCUGAACCUCAAGAAGGACAUCUAUCGCUUUCCUAGUACGGUCAUUGAGGCUCUGGGUCUAGUUUGUGACAUAUCCUCAUCAAGUACGUGGACAGUGAUAGAGGAAUUGAAGAAACAACACCAUAUCAGUGACGCUGACGCGAACCACCUGACAGUAAUGACCAGCAUCUCGGCCGAGAUACAGAUGAGAGAACACGCGACAAGCGGAGGACGAAACGAAUCCCCGAGUGAGCUCCUAGCAUUGCCACGUCAAACGAAAGAACAGGAGACAUACGGGACCGUGCUCAGGUCAACAUUCCACAUUCCCCACCCCAAAAUGCUCUUCAGGUAUUACUUCACCGCCAUUCCGCUAAAAAGAUGUGUCCUCGACAUCUUAGAAGACACCGGGCCUGUUAAGAAGGGACCUUUGUUGAGAACAGCUAUAUUCGAUUCUUCUUCCUCGUGCCGGGCUGAACUGGCCCGAGACCUGUACCUUUUAAGUACUUCUGUAAAUGAGUCUGAGUCAGUGCUGAGAGUAACGUACAUUCAGAGCCAAGAACAGGCAAUAUCAAUCGCUGAGCUGGCCGCUACUCGGAAACAGUGUGGUGAUUUGAAGGAAGCCAUCAUUCUCUAUGACAAAUCACUCUCCUUAUGGAAGUGGAUCAGCAAUACAAGCGUCGAAAACCGUGUCAUUGCCCAACGUCAUAUUGCCAACAUACUGAACAACCUUGGUUUGUCGUGGAGUGAACAGGGUGACGAUAAACAGGCUAUCAAAUUCUAUGAGCAGGCAAUGGAGAUUCGUGGAAAGGACAUUGUACACACACAGACUGCAGCACUAUUGAACAACAUAGCACUGUCUUGGUGGAAACUCGGCGAUGAGAGCAAAGCCACCAGUUUCUUUGAGCAGUGCCUUGUGGUACUGAAAUCUGUCCAUAAGACCAACGUGAUACAUGCCAGCAUUGCAGCUUGCCUCUUCAACCUUGGAGUAGUCUGGGGUAAACGUGGCGAUCACAAGAAAUCCAUGAUGUACAAGAAAGAGUCGCUGAGGAUGAAACAGGUCCUCCACGGGGACAACACGGCACAUCCCGACAUUGCUGCGCUCCUUCACGAGCUGGGCUCAAGCUGCUGUAGACUUGGUGAUCUCGUUAAAGGCAUCCGCUACUUCGAGCAGUCAAUCAAAGUGCUCCGAACCGUCCAUAAGGAGAAACCGCACGAGGAGAUUGUCCGUGGUCUCAACAGCUUGGGAUCGUGCUGGAACAAAAUCGGUGAUUAUAUCAAGGCAAUCUGCUACGUUGAGCGGUCCCUGGAGAUGAACUUGGCACUGAAAGGUGACACGUCACAUCUGACUAUCGUCGCUUUACACAGAAAACUGGGGUCUCUGUGGAGUCUGCAGGGUAACUACCUGGAGGCGAUCAAACACCUCUCGAAGUCACUGACCAUGAUGACGUUUCUGUGUGGCGAAAAGACGGCGCAUCCUGACAUCGCAGCCUUGCUCAAUAAUCUGGGAGUGUCGUGGUGUAAACUCGGCGAACAGGAAAAGGCGAUGCAGAACAACCAACGCUUGCCGGAAGUCAUAAGGAGGAUCUACGGAGCCGGCACAACACCACCGUCCUGUCUUGGGGGUGCAUACCAUACCCUACAGCUUGAUAGUGCACCACAUGCUGGCGGCAGUGAUCAUGAGAAAGCGAUGGCAUAUUUCGAACAAUCACUAAAAAUGAGGAAAACCAUACACGGUGCAACAGCUACACAUCCCGACAUUGCUUCAUCUCUCAGCAACCUGGGCUCAGUAUGGAGUAAACUUGGCGACCGCACGAAAGCGAUCCAGUACAAAGCUAAAGCUCUGAGCAUGAGGAAGGAUAUCCACGGGGACAAGCCGCACCCUGACACUGCAGCGUUGCUCAACGAUCUAGGAGUGUUGUUGUGGCAGGUCGGUGACAAAAAGAAAGCACUGUGUUAUUUUGAACAGUGCCUAGAGAUGACGAGAGACAUCCACAAAUGGAACACUGAACAACAUCCUGCCAUUGCUGGAGCAUUGAACAACCUUGCCAUGAGUUUCAAAGGACUCGGCAAUCUCAGGAAAGCAGCCCAGUUCUUCGCGGAAUCCGCUGCAAUGAUGAAAGCUGUUUGUGGGGAACAUACAGCACAUGUCAACGUCACCGCGCCUUUGAUUAACUUUGGAGUGACCUGGGACAUGCUUGUAGAGGAAAACAAAGAGCAGACUAUCAGAGGACACGGCGCAUUGACGCGAAUGUGUAUCUUUGGAAAUAUCGAACCCCGUCAUGAUAUUGCCAUGUCACUAUCAGACAUUGGAUCGUCCUGUUUUAAUGCUGGACUUCACAGUAAAGCACGGACGUACUAUGAGCAUUCUAUACUGAUAUUACAAGCCAUUUAUGGAUACCAAACGAACAAUGCUGACGUCGCCAGGCUUCUCGGGCAGGUGGGGCUAUGUUGCAAUGAGUUGGGAGAACAAACAAAAGCUAUCAGCUAUUUUGAGCGAUCACUUGACAUGGGGAGAGCCUUGCCCACUGGCACUAAACGCCUGGACAGUGCCGUUUGCCUGAGUAAACUGGCAUCAAUAUGCUGUCAACUCGGCAAUCACAACCAAGCGAUUAGCCACUAUGAGGAGUCGUUACGAAUAAUGGAGAUUGUCAUCGGAGACAACGUGGCCCAUCCUCAGACUGCCGCCACACUCAGCGACCUGGCAUCUACUUGGAGCAAAGUCGGCAAUUACAGAAAUGCAAUAAGCUGCGAAGAACAAUCUCUGAAGAUGAAGAAGACCAUAUAUGGAGACAGUACGGUGCAUCCUGACAUUUCCGCGUCACUUGGCAGCCUUGGUCUAUACAGGAGUAAAAUCGGCGAUCAGACCAAAGCUAUCGGUUAUUACGAGCAUCUACUGGGAAUGUUACACACGGACAACACGCGUCAGCCCCAGGUUGCAGCGGUACUUGGCAACCUGGGGUCAUCAUGGAGCAAACUCGGGGACCAAAGGAAAGCUAUCUCCUUCCAUGAGCAGGCACUGAAAAUACUGCAAAACAUUCAUGGGAGAAACAGGCCACACCAGGACAUUGCCACGGCAUUUAGUAACCUAGGAUUGUGCUGGGGACAACAUGGCGAACGGAACAAAGCCAUCGAAUGCUAUGAACUUGCACUGAAAGUUUUGAAAGCUCUAUAUGGUGAUGAUGCGCAGCAUCCGCACAUUGCAGAAGCACUCUACCACCUGGGGCUCCAAUGUAGUGAAAUCGGCCAUCCUUUGGAGGCAAUAAUGUACCAGGAACAAUCACUGCAUAUGCGUAGAGCUAUCUACAAAACGGUAGCACACCCUGACAUAGCCGCGUCAUUGAACAGCUUGGGGGCAACCUGGAGCAAACAUGGCGACCAGAGAAAAGCUAUCGCUUUCUACGAAAUGUCAUUGCAAAAUAUUCGAGCUCUUUGUGGAGAAGACACGGUCAAUCCCGAAAUUGCCAAGGCCCUCAGUAACCUGGGAAAAGCCUGCACUGAACUUGGUGAUCACCCAAUAGCGACCGAAUACUAUGAGCAAGCCCUGCAGAUGCAAGAAGCUAUCCAUGGAGAAAACACACCGCAUCCGGAUGUUGCCUACUCACUCUGCAACCUGGCAUCUUCCUGGAUUAAACGUGGCGAUCAGAGAAAAGCGAUGAACUACUCUGAGAUGUUAUUAGCGAUGAUCAGAACUGUUGAAGGAGAAAAGAUGGCUCAUCCUGGUAUUGCGAUGGCACUCGGCAACAUGGGGAAGUUCUGGACGAAACUUGGUGAUCACGAGAAAGCGGUGAAAUACUACGAGGAUGCAUUGAAGAUGAGACAACGUCUGUGCGGGGAAAGUUCGGCACGGGAAACUGCUACAUUACUUUGCGACCUGGGUCUGUCGUGGAGCAAACUUGGCGAUGACAGGAGGGCAGUUACCUGCUUUGAACAGUUCCUAGAAAUGACGAAACGUAUCAAAGGAGAGAUCACUGCUCACUCUGGAAUUGCUGAGAUUCUUAAUUACCUGGGGUCCACGUGUACUAAACUCGGUGACUACGGGAAAGCGGCAGGCUACUAUGAACAGGCCCUGGCCAUGCUUUACAAUCUGCAUGGAUCUAAUGCUUUACGUCCCGACAUGGCCGCGAUACUCAACAACCUAGGGUCAGCCUGGGGUAAACUUGGCAACCAGAGCAAAGCGAUCAGCUACAUGGAAAUGUCACUCAACAUGAGGCAAGCUAUGUACGGAGAGGACCCACAUCCCGACACAGCGAGGCUCACUAACAACCUGGGGACAGCCUGGUGCCAACUCGGCGAUCAGAGAAGAGCCGCCAGCUACUUCGAGGAGUCGCUGAAGAUGAUGAAGAGAAUCUACGGCGAGAACACCGCGCAUCCCGACAUCGUAGCAGCACUGGACAACCUAGGGCUAUCUUGGGGCCACAUCGGCGACCAGGCAAAAUCCAUCAGCUACAAGGAAGAGUCACUGAGGAUGAUGAAGGCUAUCUAUGGGGGACGCACGACUACCUCUCCCGUCGCUACUUCACCAGACAGCCUUGUGCCGUAGGUGUGAUGUGGGCGAUCGGUGCAGUAUGAAUACAGAUCUAUAUAACAUCUAUGAGAUAUGUAAUGAAAGCAAUACAUGAACCAUCAAAGGGGCAUGAUAAAUAAACCUUUAGGCGUACUAUGGAAAUAUUCAAACAUUCAAACAAACCUGUACUGAUGAAGGGUGUCGGAACAACACCCGAACGUUUGCUUAUUAAAACUUUUAGUUUGAAAAGUCUAGUAUACUAUCUUUCUAUGGAAAUGAAAGUAUGUCCAUAUUCAUAUCUAGAAUUCCAUACAUGUAUUGCGUCGCAGCUGUUGCUGUGAUAAGAACAGCUUAUUUUCAUCGGUCAUCCAACAUAAUUUAUGAUAGUUUAUUUCUAUGUAAUUUAUUCAUAUUGUAUUCACUUCAGCUUGGUACAAGGUGUGUGCUUUGUCGAAAAUAUGCAUUAUUUUCCAACAUGAAAUAAAACUGAACGAUAAGGAAUG
Branchiostoma belcheri (Belcher's lancelet) is the source of this 7084-nucleotide messenger RNA. RefSeq lists its product as uncharacterized. The record is from RefSeq and is a predicted model, not a curated record. NCBI's taxonomy places the organism in Eukaryota, Metazoa, Chordata, Leptocardii, Amphioxiformes, Branchiostomatidae. Gene Ontology annotation, molecular function: [protein-PII] uridylyltransferase activity; protein binding.